Bombus impatiens (common eastern bumble bee) is the source of this 1837-nucleotide messenger RNA. RefSeq lists its product as uncharacterized. The coding region runs from base 617 to 1654 and encodes 345 amino acids. The transcript is spliced from 6 exons. Gene Ontology annotation, biological process: detection of chemical stimulus involved in sensory perception of smell; sensory perception of smell. Gene Ontology annotation, molecular function: odorant binding; olfactory receptor activity. Lineage: Eukaryota; Metazoa; Arthropoda; Insecta; Hymenoptera; Apidae. The record is from RefSeq and is a predicted model, not a curated record. Gene Ontology annotation, cellular component: plasma membrane.
UUUAAUGCGUCGUUUUGUUGCGUCUAUGGUAAUGAACAGGUUUAGUUGUAGAUGUAAUCACAAAACACUUGUUUUUUACAGCAAUAUCAUUAAAAAGAAUCAAUUCGUUCAGUAUCAUUUACAAAAAAAAAAAAAAAACACAAAUCGAUAUAAUUUUUAGAUGCUCAGAUAGAGAAUUUUUCUGUUUUACAUUUAGUUUUCCACGACGCGAAUACUCCUGCACAAGAUACUGAAUAUAUGGCUUAAAUAUGCAAAUUUGUAUUUUCAAAGACAAAUUUGAUACAUGAAUAUUGCUCCGUGUAUGUAAUUACUUCCCUUUGUCUAGUAGUAUGCACGUGCCAAUGCAUAAUACAAUCAAUAAUCACCAUCCAGUCAUCUAAGAACGCAAGAACUAACUGUUUUCCGAUAAAUGCGUCUUCCUACAUAUUAUGUGUAUCACUUAUUAAUUCGCACGUGCAUACAAGACAACGUUACACCGGAAAAACCGUGCUUUUAUAGGCACUUUCAAAGAAAACUAAUAACUUCCUGGCAGCCAAGAAUUUACUCGUCUCUUCCUAGUGUGUGAAUUGAAACGUGUUUAAUCGAAUUCAUUAAACGUAGGGGAUUCGUUGAGAUUAUGUCGAAACAAAUAACACCGGAAGAUGUAAUCCAGUUUACCCGGCUCAGUGUAGCUUUAAGCUUUUGUUGGCCAUCUGCUGACAACAGCGGUAGUUACAAAAUAGCACAAAUCUGUAUUGUCAUCAACGCUUUCCUGAUCCUCCUGCCUUCGUUGUACUCCAUUUAUUUGUAUUUAGUCGAUAUAAGUUUUCACUUGGAGGCUCUCUUCAAAUGUAUCAACUUAACGAUAUACACCACGCAACUUAUUAUUCAAACUUGUAUAUGUUGGAUAAAGCGCGACAAGCUGCAAGUAAGUUCGACCUCGCGUCCCUUCGUCAAUUUCGCUAUAUACGCGACCCUGACCUUUUUUAUAUUUGGACCUCUAGUCUUACCGAUUCCAACCCUAGUGGAAGUGGAGUAUCCGUUUCAAGUGAAUUAUACGCCAGUAAAUUUUAUCGUCUACUUGCAUCACAGCAGCGCGUGCCUCGCUGUUACUGCACAUUUAUGCAUAGGCGUGUUUGGUGCGCUUUUAAUGUGGUUCGCUGCCGUAAGAUUCGAAUGUUUAGUCGUGGAAAUUCAGAAAACUACGAACAUUCGUAUGUUAGUUGUUUGUAUUAAAAAACAAUUACACUUAAGAAGGUACGCCAAGGAAGUGGUUGGUUGCUUUCGCUUCAUAAUACUUUAUGUGUUGGGAAUGACAACGUUUACUAUAACUCUAUGUGGGAUUUUAUUGAUAGUGGAUUCACCAGUAACUACGAAAGUGGAGCUCCUCGACGCUAGUGCUUUCUGUCUCUUACUCACUUUCAUGUAUGCGUGGCCAGCUGAUUAUUUACAAGAUGCCAGCGUUAACGUUUCCAGAAGCGUAUACUGUAUGGAAUGGUACAAACAACCACUAGAAAUGCAAAAGGACAUACUCACCGUAUUGGUCCAUCAGAAACCAGUGACACUUUCUGUCGGUUGCUUUGUGCCAGAGCUUAAUUUACGUUUUUAUUGUUCGUUCGUGUCCAACGCCUUCUCCUUUUGUACUGCUUUGCGUACCAUUGUACAAGACCACUAGUAUAUCCUAAAUACGUAAAAUGUAGUGAAGACUAGAAUAUGAUAAAAGGAUACUCAUGAAGAAAGAAAUUCCAAACUAGUUGUUUCAAUGAAAAUAUACAUUAAAACUCAUUAUUUUCAGGAUGCAUGCGCACGAAGAAAACCGUUAAUAUUGCUGUAAUAUAAUUUUGGAUAUUAUAACAGC